GCGCGCAGCACUGGGCGCCGCACCUCAGCUCCUGCAGAAGCGAGGAUGGGGGAGCAGCGGGUGCUGCUUCUAGUCGGAUUCCUACUGCCUGGGCUCCUGCUCUCGGAGGCCGCCAAAAUCCUGACUGUAUCCUUGUUGGAUGGAAGCCAUUACUUCCUGUUGGAGCGAGUGUCUCAGAUUCUUCAAGAUCACGGUCAUAAUGUCACUAUGCUUGUUAAUACUGGACCUAUUUUAGACCCAGAUUUAAAAAAGAAGGGAAAAUCAUUUCAAGUUAUCAGUUGGUUUCUAUCUGAAGAUGAUGUAAAUGAAUUAAGGAAACGUUUUCAUUUCUUUGUCACAGAAGCUUUGCAUGGCAGAGAAGCACUUGUAAACCUUGUAAGGAUAAUAGAACAUUUGGGGACUCGAUGCAGUUACUUGCUAAGAAGUGAUAUCAUGGAUUCCUUGAAGAACGAGAAUUUUGACCUGAUGGUUGUUGAAGCAUUUGACUUCUGUUCAUUCCUGAUUGCUGAGAAGCUUGAGAAGCGCUUUGUGUCUGUUCUUCCCACACCAUUUGGCAGUGCAGACAUUGGGCUUCCAAGCGCAGUGUCUUAUGUGCCAGUACACUUUUCCUACCUAACCAGCCCCUUGGACUUCUGGGGCAGAGUGCAGAAUUUUCUGUUGUCAUUUCAUUUCUCCAUGAGACAGUGGCAGAUGCACUCUGCCUUUGACAAGACCAUCAAGGAGCAUUUCCCGGAAGGCUCGAGGCCAGUUUUGUCUCAUCUUCUAAAGAAAGCAGAGCUGUGGUUUGUUAACUCUGACUUUGCCUUUGAAUAUGCUCAGCCCCUGCUUCCCAACACUGUGUAUAUUGGAGGCUUAUUGGCCAAACCUAUUAAACCAGUGCCACAGGAACUUGAGAAUUUCAUCACCAAGUUUGGAGACUCUGGUUUUGUCCUUGUGGCCCUAGGCUCCAUGGUGAAUGACUGUCAGCCCGAUGAGGUUCUCAAGGAGAUGAAUGCUGCCUUUGCUUGUCUCCCUCAAGGGGUGAUAUGGAACUAUAAGGCUUCUCAUUGGCCCAAAGAUAUCAAAUUGGCAGCAAAUGUAAAACUCAUGGAUUGGCUUCCUCAAAAUGACCUUUUGGGUCACCCUCGCAUCUGUCUUUUUGUCACCCAUGGUGGGAUGAAUAGUGUCAUGGAGGCCAUCCAACAUGGUGUGCCCAUGGUGGGGAUUCCUAUCCUUGAAGACCAGCAUGAAAAUAUGCUCCGAGUUGAAGCCAGAAAUUUUGGAGUCUCUAUCCAGUUAAAGCAGUUGAAGGCUGAGACACUAGUUCUAAAGAUGAAGCAAGUCAUGGAAGACAAGAGGUACAAAUCUGCUGUGGUGGCCGCCAGCAUCAUCAGGCGUUCCCACCCCCUGACCCCCGCCCAGCGGCUGGUGGGCUGGAUCGACCACAUCCUCCAGACAGGGGGUGCGGCGCACCUCAAGCCCCAUGCCCUCCAGCAGCCGUGGUAUGAGCAGUACCUGCUCGACGUCCUCUUGUUCCUGCUGGUGGCCACCCUGGGCACCGCGUGGCUCUGUGGGAAGCUGCUAGGCCUGGUGGCCAGGUGGCUGUGCGGGUCCAGGAAGCUGAAGAAGGCCUGAUGCCAAAUGCAGUCUUGGGGGCAUUGUUGGGGAGCCCCUGGCUCUCUGAAGGCCUCCCUCAGCACUGUCCACCCCUGGUGUCCUCCCCUCGCCUCUACUUACAGAUGACACACCGACUGCUCUCCACUCUUUUCUGCCUCUGUUUAGAAAGCCUUAGGAUGAACUCGUACUGCUUUUGAAAAAAUUGUAGUUAAAUAUAUAUCCCAUAAAAUUUUCCUUUUUAAUCAUUAA
Molecule: messenger RNA, 1845 nt
Organism: Camelus dromedarius (Arabian camel)
Lineage: Eukaryota; Metazoa; Chordata; Mammalia; Artiodactyla; Camelidae
Product: UDP-glucuronosyltransferase 3A1
Exons: 7
Coding region: 46-1614 (522 amino acids)
Cellular component (GO): UDP-N-acetylglucosamine transferase complex
Molecular function (GO): glucuronosyltransferase activity
Source: RefSeq, a predicted model, not a curated record